This is a messenger RNA of Botrytis byssoidea, 1867 nucleotides long. RefSeq lists its product as uncharacterized. Lineage: Eukaryota; Fungi; Ascomycota; Leotiomycetes; Helotiales; Sclerotiniaceae. Gene Ontology annotation, biological process: regulation of transcription by RNA polymerase II. Gene Ontology annotation, molecular function: DNA-binding transcription factor activity, RNA polymerase II-specific; zinc ion binding. The coding region runs from base 1 to 1434 and encodes 477 amino acids. The transcript has 2 exons. The record is from RefSeq and is a predicted model, not a curated record.
AUGUCGUUUGGUGUCUCGUACCCAUCACCCCUUCAUUGGCCGCCUUAUAAUGAGUUCAGAAUCUUUAGACCACUUUACGACUUCAAUACGACUAUGGCGUCCUCAAAUCCCAAGGAAUCGACACGACGACCCCAUAAAAAGUCUAGGUAUGGGUGCAAAAGCUGCAAGACAAGGCGAUUAAAGUGCGAUGAAAUCAAACCGACAUGUGCAUAUUGUCUGAGGCAUAGCAUACAAUGUGAAUAUUUACUAUUACCUCUCAAUAAUCAUGCGCUUCAAGCACUUCCCACAAAGAAGUUACCUCUUCCCACCACAGCGACAGUCACGCGACGAAAUGCUCAUUUCUCGCGUCCCGUCCCACGCAAUCCCAUUUCUUUCUACUUCCCGACCUCCAUUUCCGCUACCGUCUCAGGAACAAAUGAAGCACUUGAGUUCCGCCUAUUUCAACACUUCAUAAAUAUCACCGAUGUUCCUCAAUUAUUUUCUGCAUGCAACAUAUCGCUAUGGAUCAUUCAACUCGCUUGUCGUCAUCGUUCAGUAAUGGAAGCUUUGUUGGGAGUUUCUGCAUUCCAUCUCCGGAGUUCAUUUCCAUCAUCCUCUUCUGCUUUUCCUACCAGUACAAUACCUGAAAGUAAAUCAGAGAGAGAAGUAAUAAAAGCCAGUCAUCAUUAUAUGGGAAUAGCUAUCGCAACACACCGGAAAUUAAUCAUUGAGGAAGGCGUUACAGAGAAGACAGCCGAUGCAGUUCUCGGGUCUUGUUUGUUCAUCACAUAUCAUGCUGCAGGAAGUCAAAAAUUCCUUAAUCAAGCUCGUAAUUCAGCGCUCUUUUCCAGCAGCAAUAUAGAAAGACACAGAGAAACAUGUAGAGUACCGCUCCAUUGGUUCGUCCCCAUGAAAAGUCUCAAGGAUAUGAUAAACUUAGCCGCAACAUAUGUUCAAAACGAAGGCAUGAGAACACUUUUAGAAUGGGAAGAAGCCAAUUUUAGGGUUAUUCUACAAAAUGAAACGUCGCCGGACCCUGAUAACGAUUAUUCUACAACGUUUAAUUUUCUCCUCGACGAUUUACCGACUGAUGCUCUGGAUUAUAAAAUCUAUGCUCUUUGUACCAAAUAUUUGAAUAUUCUUGGCGGAGGCGAAAUUACUAAGUUUAUUCUUAAAUUCCCGGCAUUGGUGCCCCCGAGAUUCGUAGAGUUGUUAAGGGAAAAAGAUAUGAGAAUGAUGGGUAUAGUGGGAUAUUUCUUGAUGUUAGUGAGGAGAGCAGAUCAUGAGAAACAUUUGUGGUGGAUGGCAGGAGCGGUAGAAAAUGAUUGGGAAGGGAUGAAAUAUGCAUAUGAAAGUGAUGAGGUAUGGAAUAAGAGGAUGGAGUGGGCUCGAAGAGAGAUUGAGGGUGGGGAAUUCAUAGACUUUGAGAUUGGUGAGGCGUUGGCUAGAGGCUAGGAAAUCCUUUAUACCUUUUACCAGCAUAACCGUUCCCUCAAGAAUCUCUAAGCUCUAAUUGCAACCUGCCUUGAUAUCGGACUACGCGGGCAAUAUUUCCCAAGACUGUAGGGGGAAGGGAGGAGGAGGGCAUAUUCGAGGAGAAGCUCAGGUGAUUUGCAAAUUGGAAGAUCUUCAAUAUGCUCGAAACUGCCAUGUCAGUACGAAGUACCAUAAGUAAUAGUGAAAGGGUUUCAAGGUACAGUCCACAGCUAUCAAUAAUUUGGUAGAGUUCGGAUCAUAUAAAACAACUCAAGCUCAAGUAAGCUGACCAAACAUUUCGGUGAUUUUUAUCAACGAGAAAUAAAGUUAUAUAAUCAAGAACAAUACACCACCAGUGGGUGCACGGAUUCGUGAGACUCGGUAAUCAAAGUACAAUUUCACACCAAAAAUC